Messenger RNA from Myiozetetes cayanensis, 12394 nucleotides. RefSeq names its product SLIT and NTRK like family member 5 (gene SLITRK5). Gene Ontology annotation, biological process: regulation of presynapse assembly; axonogenesis; positive regulation of synapse assembly. Gene Ontology annotation, cellular component: membrane. NCBI's taxonomy places the organism in Eukaryota, Metazoa, Chordata, Aves, Passeriformes, Tyrannidae. Gene Ontology annotation, molecular function: protein binding. The record is from RefSeq and is a predicted model, not a curated record.
CGCUCCGCACCCACCGCCCCGGCCGCGCCGACACCGGCACCGACACCGACACCGCCGCGGGGAGGCUUCUUCAUGGGCUGCCACCAUGCUUGGGCCCUGGAGAUUUCGGGCGAAGCUAGUUUUGCAGAACAUUGGGAAUAAGCGCUAUGUCAGAUAUGGAUGAGACUCCGAAGAUGAUCUGCAUGUUUUACAUUUUUCACAAAUUUUGGGAAAUAAAAUGUAUGCUUGCUGCUCUACAGUAACUUUGGAACAGGACCUCAACAAAAAAAUGCAUAUCUGGAUGCUGCAGACGAUCGCGUUUGCUUUAACAUCGCUAGUCCUUUCGUGGGCAGAAAGCAUCGAGUAUUAUGGGGAAAUCUGUGAUAAUGCAUGUCCUUGUGAGGAGAAGGACAGCAUCUUAACAGUGAGCUGUGAAAACAGAGGGAUCAUCAGCCUUUUUGAGAUCAGUCCACCAAGGUUCCCUGUCUACCAUCUCUUGUUGUCUGGGAACCUUCUGAACAGGCUGUACCCAAACCAGUUUGUCAAUUACACAGGGGCUUCGAUUUUGCAUCUGGGGAGCAAUGACAUACAAGACAUCGAAACUGGGGCCUUUCGUGGUCUGAGAGGUUUAAGGAGGCUGCACUUGAACAAUAACAAGUUGGAACUUCUACGGGAUGACACCUUCCUUGGGCUAGAGAGUUUGGAAUACCUACAGGUCGAUUAUAAUUAUAUUAGCAUCAUUGAACCGAAUGCCUUCAGCAAACUGCAUUUGCUGCAGGUGCUGAUUCUCAAUGAUAACCUCCUCUCCAGUUUGCCCAACAACCUUUUCCGUUUUGUGCCCUUAACUCACCUGGACCUGAGGGGUAACCGGCUGAAGCUGCUGCCCUAUAUGGGCCUCUUGCAGCAUAUGGAUAAAGUGGUGGAGCUGCAGCUGGAGGAAAAUCCCUGGAAUUGCUCUUGUGAGUUGAUUGCUCUAAAGGAUUGGCUGGACAGUAUCUCAUACUCUGCUCUGGUGGGAGAUGUAGUUUGUGAGACCCCUUUCCGCUUACAUGGUCGAGACUUGGAUGAAGUCUCCAAGCAGGAGCUUUGCCCCAGGAGGCUCAUCUCUGAUUAUGAAAUGAGACCUCAGACACCACUGAGCACCACAGGGUAUUUCCACACAACCCCAGCCUCGGUCAACUCCGUGGCUACUUCUUCUUCAGCUGUUUACAAAUCUCCCUUGAAGCCCCCCAAAGGGACCCGCCAACCCAACAAGCCAAGGGUGCGCCCCACCUCCCGCUUGCCCUCAAAAGACCUGGGAUACAGCAACUAUGGCCCCAGCAUUGCCUACCAGACCAAAUCCCCGGUGCCUUUGGAGUGCCCCACUGCCUGCACUUGCAACCUGCAGAUUUCUGACCUGGGCCUCAAUGUCAAUUGUCAGGAGAGGAAGAUUGAGAGCAUUUCUGAACUGCAGCCCAAACCCUAUAAUCCUAAGAAGAUGUAUCUGACGGAAAACUACAUUGCGCUGGUCCGCAGGGCAGAUUUUGUGGAUGCCACUGGGCUGGAUUUGCUGCAUCUGGGCAAUAAUCGGAUCUCGGUCAUUCAGGACCGGGCUUUUGGGGAUUUAACUAAUUUGCGAAGGCUGUACCUGAAUGGGAACCGGAUCGAGCGGCUCAGCCCAGAGCUCUUCUAUGGGCUGCAAAGCCUGCAGUACCUCUUCCUGCAGUACAAUGUCAUCCGGGAGAUAGAGGCAGGCACCUUUGAAUCUGUCCCCAACCUUCAGCUCUUGUUUUUGAAUAACAAUCUGCUGAGGUCUUUGCCAGGGAACAUUUUUUCUGGUCUCUCUCUCUACAGGCUGAGCCUGCGGAGCAACCACUUCUCCUACCUGCCAGUGAGCGGGGUGCUGGACCAGCUGAAAUCCCUGCUGCAGAUCGACCUGCACGAGAACCCUUGGGACUGCACCUGCGACGUGGUGGGCAUGAAGCUGUGGCUGGAGCAGCUCAACACCGGUGUCCUGGUGGACCAGGUUAUCUGCGAGUCCCCUAAGAAGUUUGCCCAGAGCGACAUGCGGGCCGUCCGGGCGGAGCUGCUGUGCCCCGACUACUCGGAUAUCGUCGUCUCCACGCCCACGCCGUCCCCGGGCCAGCUGCCGGCCAGGACCACCCCCUCCUCCUCCACCGUGCGCCUCAAUGGCACGGCGGCGGCGGGCGGCUCGGCGUCCGCGGGCGGCGCCGGCGGCGGCAGCUCCUCGGUGCCGCUCUCGGUGCUGAUCCUCAGCCUGCUUCUGGUCUUCAUCAUGUCCGUCUUCGUGGCGGCAGGGCUCUUCGUCCUGGUGAUGAAGCGGCGCAAGAAGGGCCAGGGCGACCACGCCAGCGCCAACAACUCCGACGUGAGCUCCUUCAACAUGCAGUACAGCGUCUACAGCGGCGGCCACCACCACCACCACCACCCGCACCUGCAGCAGCACCCGCCCCACCGCCGGCGGGGCGGCGGCGGCGGGGGCGCGGCGCUGCCCAAGGUGAAGACCCCCGCCGGCCACGUCUACGAGUACAUCCCGCACCCCCUGGGCCACAUGUGCAAAAACCCCAUCUACCGCUCCCGGGAGGGCAACUCGGGCGAGGAUUACAAAGACCUUCACGAGCUCAAGGUCACCUACAGCAGCCACCCCCUGUCGCCCGGGGGGGGCGCGCCGCCGCCCCCGCCGCCCCCACCGCCGCCGGCGCCCGGCGGGGAGGACGCGCCCGGGCGCAGCCCCGCGUACAGCGUGAGCACCAUCGAGCCGCGGGAGGAGCUGCUCUCCCCGGUGCAAGACGCCGAUCGCUUUUACAGGGGCAUUUUGGAGCCCGACAAACACUCCUCCUCCACGCUGGGCACUCCCAGCUCCACCCUCCCCGACUACCCCAAGCUCCCCGCCGCCUACACCUACUCCCCUAACUAUGACCUUAGGCGUGCCCACCAGUACUUGCACCCGGGGCCGGGGGACAGCAGGCUCCGGGAGACGGUGCUUUACAGCCCCCCGAGUACUGUCUAUGUAGAGCCCAACAGGAACGAGUACCUGGAGCUAAAAGCAAAACUAAACGCAGAGCCGGACUACCUCGAAGUGCUGGAAAAACAGACCACAUUUAGCCAGUUCUGAGAAACAGCCCCCCUCCCCGUCCCCUCGCCAGUCUCAGCAGCUCCUUCUCUAGAGUAUUUGUAUUUAACAACCACACGCAAAACAAAGAAACGUAAAUGCUGACCUCCCACCUCGCCCCCAUCCUUUUUUCCCCCCUCUAAUUCAUUUUAUUGUAGGGUGAAGUGCCUUGGCACAGGACUUUUCAGCUUCGGGGAAUGAUUCUGAAAGGGUGUGCUGUUCUGUUUAGUUUAUUCUUUUUUCUUUUACUGUAUUUGGAAGUCGGAAACCACCUGUUUUGUAAAAUGGGCACAACACUGGCGUUGUGCGGGUGCCCACGUGUGCUUGGGGAAGGUGGCAGGAGGUUCUUGUCAGGUCAUGUUCAGGUCACAAGUACAAAAGUCAUGAUCACUAUUUUUUUUUUUUUUUUUUAACAGACAUUGUUUAUUUUGGGUUUAUUUCUGGUUGAAGAGUACAGCGCACAUUUUCCCCUUUUAGCCAUGGGUGAGUCUAAAUGGCUUUUUUGGAGAGAUUAGCACACCCCGACUUUAAUACAAGGUUUCCUUUUUAUAAGGAUGUGUUUGUAUACUUUCUGGACUUUUGAAUUCAAAAAUAUAUUACGAUCUUUAAAAGGAUCACUGUAGAUGUGGACAAAUCAUUAAAGAGUGCAGAGAUAUAUGAUCGAUAACUGGUUAGUGAAAAUAAUUUAUUGAUGAAAUAUAAAAAAAUAUUUUAUUGUAGCACCUAUUUUUAUAUACACAUUAGCAUUUCUCUUUCCUUCACUAUUUUAAGGCCUAAUCCUGCAAAUUCUUAACUCACUUGAGUAUCUCUACUUGUGAAAGAAGUCCCAGCUUAGGCCUUCAUCCUGCAGGCACUUAAGCACAUGAACAACUUUACUAAUGAGUGUGGUUUUCUAGACUCACUCAUUGAGCAAAGUUAGUCAAAAGCCCAAAAAAUUAGGAUAGAGGAUGCAGAACUAUUCUUACAAGUAAAACUACUGGAAUGUUUAAAUGUUUUUCGUUUUGUUUGUUUGUUUUUUUUUAAUUCAGGACGAGGUCCAAAGUCUCUGUAUUCCUUUAAAGUAUUGCACUACACUGAGAGCUUUUUUCCAAAUCUGAUGUAGAAUCAAAAGGACCUUUUAAAUCAUUAGAUAUAAUGCCAGUUAUGACCAAAUCUUAACAGACAAUCUAAGACAUGAAAUCCAAUCACAGUAGAAAAAAAUCAUGUUUCUAUUUAAAAAUGUACCUUUUAGCAACCUCCUGCUUAGGAGUAUGGUUGGGCAAACUAGUGAGGGACAUGUAGAAGGCAUUCAUUUUAUCAAGAAAAAAAGUGUUUCAUUUUUGAUUUGUCAGUUUCAAUUUCUUUUUCAUUUUUUUCUUUUGUAUUAGUUAACCAAAAUAUAAUGAUUUUGCAACUGUUGUAGCCAGUUUCUGAUUGUUUAGUCAAGUACAAUUGCACUUGUACAGAUCCACAUGUUUACUGGCAUCCUGAAAGACCAAAUGGUGGACUGUACACGUCUAUAUAAAAUGUCUUUACCCCUUUGGGCAGCAGGCAAUGGCAAGGAUAUUCAUAAACACAGCAUCACUGUAAGAGGGGACAACUGAUGUCUCAUAUGUAUCCCAGCACAUGUGAUUUUUUAAUAGUUUCUGAAUAAACACUUGGUAAAUAUUUCAAAUGUAAUAUCCUGAAGUAAUGAGUAUCUGAACUUUAAAAUUUCUUGCCAAAAUAAUCUGUUUUUACAUUUGAUUCUCUUUACUAGCAGUUAUGGCUCAUCAAAAAGAUUUAAUGUUUCUAGGCAAAACAUAAUGUGUUCUCUGUUUUCAAAAUAUGACGUGGUAAUUACCAGCAUAUGUAACAUGGGUCAGAAAGCAACACAGGUGAUUCAACAAUAUAUUGAAUAGGAUAGCUCACAUUUUGUCUCCUUACUGAAGCGUUUAAUAUAUGGAACAGGGUAAGUCAUAUUUCACAUGUGGGGUUUUUUUCCUUCAUUAGGUUAUUAGAUUUUAUAUUGUUUGCAGAGUUGUUCACUAGUAAAUCUUUUAUUGCAAAAGGGCUCUGUUAUAUUCUGCUUUUCUUACCCAUGUACAAUCUGUCACUUUCUGCAAAAACAAAGCUGGUAUAUAACUGGUCUGUUUGAAUUCAAGAUAAAUGUUUUCUUGGCAUGUGUUCUUCUCUCUAUGCCACCCACAUUGAGCAAAAGCAAAAAAAAAAAAAAAACCCAACAAAAAACAAACCAACCAGCAAGCAUGACUGUAUUUAGCUUGGACAGUUUAGUACGUGGAGUGCUAUUUCAGUUUGAAAUGCAGAGAUGAGGAGUGUUCUUCUGUCACAAGAGACACAACACAUGGCUAUUCUGUUCACUACUCGCCAUCUCCUGCAGACUUCUAUUGACACUACUGAGAGAUGUGUGUGUUAUUGCCUGAGGUGCAGUUUUGGAGCCCUAAUUUUCAAUUACUGCCUUUAUAACCAUUGCUGAAACCAGUGGUCUGGUUCUCCCAUUUAAACUCAGUAGAGGUACACUGUUGUUAAAUGGGUAUAAGUAAGAAAAUUUUCAGCCUUGCUGACUGUGUCAGAGAGAAGUUAGCUUAGUAGGGAUUGAAUGAGAAGUUCCUGCAAACUUUGUCUGUUCAUAUGCAUAUAUAUCUUUUCUGUGAGAUUCUAAAUUCAUAAACAUGAGUUUGUAUAGGUGUCAAUACAAACAUAGGAUUAGGUCCUUAAUGUGAAAGGUACAUUUUGCAUGGCAUGCUGCCACAAAGAGGCAGCAUCCACAAAUGAGUAAAUGAGCAGGAAUUGCCUUGGAUUUGUGAUAGUUGAAAGAAAUGUCUUGGCUUUCUGUUUAUGCUUACAUUCUGAUGUUGCCAUUUCUGAGGUUAGUAUUACUGCUGCUUCCAUGUGUUCCACAUGCGUUUAAUAUUUGGUAAUGAAGAAUUUUUCUAAUGGUCUACACUACAAUCAGAACAAUGAAUUUAAAUCUUUUCAGCUUCCUGUCUUCAGUAGAAAGAAAAUAUUAUUGCUUCCGUUACUGUAGAGAGAACUUAAAUUACAUCAGUUACUGACAGAGAGUGCAUUCCUGAAGAUAAACCCUUGGAAAAGGAUACAGAGUGAAAAAUAAUAUUCUUUAGUCUGUUAACAUCCUGAAGCGUAUCUGAAAGGGCUAUUUGUGAAUGAGGACUUCAAUGGAAGUAGAAAUUCCCAUGCAGUGGCUACAAGGAUAUAUCCUCUUUGUAUAAAUAUUGUAAGGAAGAGUAGACAUAGGUAAUAGGAAUAGACAUAGACAAAGGGAGACAUGCCUCUGAUUUGAAAAUAGGAUAAUUUGUUUGAAGAAAAAAUGUUUAUGUAGGAGUAUGACCUUUGUUUUGUUAGCAAGAUCAGUGAAACCUUCUGCAUGAUGAUCUGCUGAGUUAGUGCUGACCAAAGGAGUAAUACUGCAGGACAAAAAAAUCGACACUAUUUUGAGAAUUCUGUAUAUUAUUUUAGGUUGGUUAGGUUGGUAAUUAAAGUGGUUUAGAUUGGUAAUUAAAGUGACUUUCCCCCUCUUUAUUUUUGUGUCCUGUGACAAGUAAUAUUGAGUGUGCUGAAUCACUCAUGGCCUCACAUUUUAUUUCCAAAGUGCAUGAAAUUCUGUGAUAAAAGAACAAAAAAAGGUGGAAGAGAAUCCUGUUUUCUCAGUGUAAUUACUGGAAAAAACCCAUACAUUCUUACCAGGUAAAAGAAAUAUUUUUUACUUUUUUUUCCCAUAUCAAGCCAAUUCAGUGUCUUAAAUACAAAAGGUGAGUUUCCUCUUUCCUCUUCCUCUUCCUUUGCCUUAGUUCUUCCUUUCCCUUUCCUCUUCCUUUCCCUUUCCUCUUCCUUUCCCUUUCCUCUUCCUUUCCUUUUCCCUUUCCCAAAGCUUCCCAAACCUUCCCUUCCUUCUUCCCCUUUCCCCUCCCUUCCCUCUUCCUCUUUACCCUUCCUCUUUUGCUUUCCCCUUUCUUCUUCCCUUUUUCCCUUCCCCUUUCCCCCUUCCCUUUCCCCUUUCCCAUUUCCUCUUCCCUUUCCCCUUCCCCUUCCUCAUCCCCUUUCCCUCCCAUCCCUCCCCUCUCUUCUCCUUCAACUACUUAAUCCCAGAAGAUAUACCCUAUAAUUCAUAGGCAUUCUUACACACUUCUUGAAACACCAGAUGUUAUGUAUCAAUUAAAAGUCUGACAUAAAUGGAUCUUCCACUUCUAUGGUUCUAAGCCCCAAAUUUUUACAAUUUUUUUAAUAUCUACCUUCUACUCUUUUAAUGGUCACUUAAUGUUGUGAAAAAAUGUUCAAUUGAUUCUGUAUACUGCAGUAUUUAGUUUCUGAAUGUUUUCCUGUGUUUUAGUUUUUAUAAAGCAUAUAUCUUAAGAGCAUUCUUUUUAGGAAACAGAUACAGUGGUACUUUUAUCACAUAAUAAGUUAAUUAUUAAAGUAAUAUGAAAAAUGGUAAAAUAUCAUAAAAAAGAACUUAUGACCCAUGGUAAACACAUUUCAGAAGAUAUGUAUGGAAAGGCAAGAAUAGCUAAUUGUAGUUGUUGGAAAAUAUGAAGACAAGAUCCUGAUUCUGUACGUUCUGUAGACCUGUGUUUAGCUGGAGCUAAAAUGUCUGACCAGCAUGUUGUUUCUUACAGAAACUUGAGUCUGUUUAAUGCAUAUGGUUCCCUCUCAGGGGGCAGAGUCCAUUAAAGCACUAUAUCCUGAAGGACAGGGUAAACAAGAGCUCCUUCAUUUUUAGAGGGCAGGUUCUUUAUAUUGCUCAGUGUCUCCAGGGAACCUGAAUAGCCUUUCAUUUGGUUAAAGACUGGCAUACUGAAAUGCAGCAUCUCCAAACCAGAGAAGGAGGCUGAAAUUUUUUGCUGUCUUAUGCAGAACUGAGAACACGACUGAUACUACUGGUAUUAAACAAGAAAAAUGGGGAGAGAAGGGAGAGUGAAUGGCAGACACAAUUUCAUAGCUGUCAACCUUCAAACAGUCUCCGCAUUUCUAUUGAUUAUUUCAUUGUAGGGAACUUGUACCUCCUUUCUGCAGCAUCCACUUAACUCUGGAAAAUGUAGAACCUCAAGCUAAGUAGUGACAUGAGGAUGGAGGAGUAGAUGAAUGAGGUGUUUCUGUGAGAGAAGAGGGCAGGAUAGCAGCCUUCUGAAUGGGGCAGCCAUAUUAUUUGUUUUUCCCAACCUUUCUGAGAAGCUUUGCAAUGUGCUCUAAUGAAAUGAAGGCACAUAGAUCUCCUUCCAGUUCAUCAAUACUGCCUUGCAGAUUUGUGUUUAUCCAUCUGUGUGUAAAUACUAUCCUAAUAUCACAAGUCUUUACAGUGUUUUUUUUUCCCUGUUCAUUAUUCAGCUACGUUUCAGAGUAGCUAGCAGUAUGAUGAUACUCCAGAAAUGCUAAGCACAGUUAUGCUUUAGAGUAAUUGUUUAUUCUUAAAACACUGAACAGAACAGAGUUAGGACACAAAAAAAGAGGCACAUUUAGGUACUAGGAACAAGAGGCAGUUAACUGAAUAGUCAAAGAAGUAAAGUGUAAUGAAGUUUGUAAUUAAAUGGCUAUCAAAUUAACUAUUUAACUUACAGCUAAUAGGCCACAUUUUGCUUCUUGUUGUGUAAGUAUAAAACUGGAUUCCAUUGACUUAAGGAAGUUACAAAACAUUUACCUUGCUCUUAUGAGUUUGGCUUUUUGUCAUUGAAAUAAGCCAUUCUCUUAGUAUUUCUCUUUUGUAAAGUGAAAAAUUUGAAUACAGUAAUGAUAAACAUUUUGUAGUUCUGCUACGUAUUCAAAAAAUUAAUCAUGUCUAUUUCCAAUCUGCUGACAAAUUAACUGAACAUUGCUGUAGUAUAGCACUGUAAAAUUUGUCUUGGACCCAUAUUGUCCUGAUUAUAUGGGAAGUCCAUAUAAUCGACAUGUAUAGAUAUGGUUCUUCAGAAUGAUGGACUUUAUGAACAGACAGUAUACCUCUAUUUAUUUCUGUGGACUUGGUCCUAAACCCUUGAAUUAGAUUAAAUACCAAUUAAUAAAAAUUAUAACCUUUGUGGUGUUUUUGCCAUGGAAGAUGCAACUACUUUUACUGCAAUUUUUGCAGUCUUAUGUUUACAGUAUUUUUAAAUUUUACAGUAAACUAUACACCAUGUCAAACAUAAAUGAUUUUUUCUGGUUGGAUACGUGAUUACUGUUGUAUAUCAUGACAUGGUUCUGGGUGACCUUUGGAAAAGGUCUAGAGUGGGAUAAGAUAAAAGGUUGAAAUAAUACUUGUCUAGUUCAGUAUUUCAUGUAAUAAAACAUUUUCUUCUCAUGAUUUCAACAGUAUAUCUGAUUAUGUGAACAUUAGGUUAUUGAAACCUUAUGGUAAUUUUGUACCAAUACUGUGGCAAAAUGUUUUUAUUUGAGGAAGGGGUCAAACAAUUAGAUUGCUUUUGUGACAGACAUCAUAUCAACUUUAUUCAGAAAUGCUUAGAGUAAAAGUACUAAAUUAGAUUCUUAAAAUAAAACUUGGGAGGUGACAAUGUGGUACAGUUUUUGAAUUUCUUAAAAGAGUGUUUAAUUACCAAGUAGAUUAUUAUUUUAACCAUCUGUAAUUUUUUACCAUCUGUAUUUUAAAAAAGAAUUAUGUAUUUGUGUGUGUAUAUGUGUGGAACUGUAUGUGUACAUAUAUAUAAGUAUGCAAAUAUAUAUGUAUGCAUACACUUUAUCUAUAUUUCUUUAAUUAACAUUGUCUUUACUGUGAUGUAAGAAUAUUUCCAUGUGAGUUUUGAAAGCAUUUAGGUUUGUAAUGAAACAAAAGUUCUUCAUAUAGCACAUGUAGUUUAUAAAUGUUAUAUCCACAGUCACCAGAAAGUCAGUCUAGUCCUACAACAUUUCAACUUUAAUAGUAUAGUAAUAUAAAUUUGGGGUUGGAGUUGCUAGGAGCAGAAGUUCAGCUUAAAUGCAGUUUGCAACUAGCUGAAUAUGCAUUGGGGGACAUUAAUAUACCUGUAUUUUAAGCCUCUACCUUCUACAUUUCAUGUACUAUCACGUGACCAAACUGGCCUGAACUUAACUUUGCUGUAACUUCAUUCCCGUAGCAAUUAUUUUGUCCAGUCAAAUGGAUAAAUAGACACGUACCAAAUGUAUUUAUGAGUAUGACAACAGUUCUUACAAAGGUCUGACUAUCAGAUAUCUGAAUUUAGUUUUAAAAUUCUGAAUUCAUAACUGCGUUUAAUAUGCAGUCAUUACUACGUGACAAAGAUUUGUUCUCUUUCUAAAUGCUGAACUUAGGUGGACUGAUCAGGUUUUUAGUUUCAGCUAUAAUAAAGCUGGUAGUCCCGAUGGUGGUUGCUUUCUGCUUAAAAUUAAAGCAGUGUUGUUCACAGCAUUGGUACUCUUCAGCCACGAUACAAUUUUAUAAUUGUAAUUUUUUUAAAAUAUGGAAAAUUAAACAUUUUAAAAGCAUUUUCAGGCUGGCAGUUUGCUAAGAUGAAUCGCAUCUAUCAUUAAUUUUGUCUAAAAUUUAUUAAUAAUCCAAUUAAAAAUAGUUUUGACAUAAUUUUUUUAAGUCAUUCAUACAAGUCUUUAUAAAUGAUGUAAUUAUGUGGUUGCAUGAGUUUAUGUGUAGAUACAUACAGUACUGCACAUUCAGUUAGGUGGUUAUUUGGUUACUUAUAGCAAACCCAAAAGUAUAGGUUACAAUAUGCUUCACAUUAAGCUCAAAAUUCAAGAAUAUGUCCAUUUUUCUGUUUGCAAAUUUAUAAGAAAUGCCUACAUUGACAUCAAAGAAAUUGAACCACAUACGUUCAAAGAAUUAAUAUUCUGCUGAAUCAUUUAUUCUUAAAUAUAAAUAUCUUCCUUUAGUGAUGAUGAAAAGUGCAUCAAAGGAAAAAUUGGCUAAUCAGUGUAUUUGAUGUUUUUGAAGUGAAUGAAAAUCCUGCAAUUGAUUUUGUUUUUUUGAAAGUAUAGAAUGUCUUUACACUUUAUAUUUUUUUCUCUUCCUGUUGGAGACUGUUUAUUAGCAUAAGGAAAAUCCCUGCUGCAGAGGUGUUUCAAAUCUCAAAUGGCAAUAACAUGUCUAUUGGUUACAGCUUUGGCUGUUUCUUAAGGUUGUUUUAUUUUUUCAGUGAUUAAAUUAUGCUUGGUCUUUUAAGGGUGGAUAUUUUUGUUUAUUCCAUCCAAACAUAGCAUGCAAUGUAGUCAAUACUGGUCAUGGAAAUGAUUUAAAAACACUACAUAUUGAUGGCUUCUUAAAGUUUAUAACAUUAAUGUUUAAAAACAUUCUAACUCUUUGAAAUGGAGUUAACAGUGACACAUUUUCUGUUUUAAUUUUCUAUUUCCUUGUCAUUCUUCUUUUCCUACACAUUACUGAAUCAUACUGCCUGCCUUUGCUUUGAAGGCUGCUUUUUAUUUUAUUUUGAGUACAGAGCAGGGAUCUAAGCUAUUGUUCUUCAAUGUGUUUAUUUCUGUUAAAGAAAAAUAUUGUAGUCUUUUAGAUAGCUCUUGAUUUUCUGAGCAGAAUCACAUGGUGUACAUCUCUCCCCUCCAUCUUUCUCCAUUCUUUCACUGUGAGGCAGUGAAGAGGUAUGUUUGAUUUUGUAGCUCUGAUAGCUGAUGUAAAACCUUAAGUAAAAUCCUCAUCAAUGUCAAAGGGAAUUAUGUUUUAGGUAGGGAUUUUUUAAAAAGUUCUGUCUAUAACAUCAUUCAUGUAAACUUGUAACACAAAUACCUACUCACAUAAACAUGCAAUUAUAUAUAUGUGAGUCUGGAGCACCACACAGUAAAAAAUUUUAUUUUUUAGUGGAUAAUUUUUUUAAAUGAACCUUGUCUUAAAAAGAGGAACUGUCUUAUAAUUAGGUAGUGCUUAUAUAAUGAAGCUUUUCAUCAUAGUAAUUUGAAUGGUAAAAUGAACUCAUUAUUGACAAUUUCUGAUCAGGUUUGAAGUGGUCGGUUUUUUUCCUUUUUGGCAUGACUGGUAAUAGCUACCAGCAAAUAAGUGGCAACAUACCAUAAUAUGUUGAACAGUAGGAUCUGUUAGGUUUAUUGUGCAAUAAAUUACUCAAAUUGUAGAAGUCUACUAAUGCGUAUUGUACUAACUGGUAUGUUAAUUCUUCCUUAAGAAUACUUUUUUCUAAAGAAUAAGAAGCUGCUACUCUUUUGAGAAAAGUUUUUAUAUAAAUACAAACAGUGGUUAAGAUAAUGGUUCUAAAUUCACCAAUUUUUAGAAAUAUGAUUGAAUGUAUUUAUGAUGGUUAAUAUUUUUUCAUCCAUACAUAAUUUUACGAUGAAUGUGUUCAAUAAUUUUCGGUAUAUUUUAUAUACUGAAUACUGACUGUAAUUAAAUAUUUCUUAGGAGCUGUUGAA